AUGGCUAGCAAAGCUGAAACAUCGAACACCUCCGAGAAGCCUCACGAAGAAUACCAAUAUCUCGAUCUGAUCAGAGAUAUUUUGCGCACUGGCGAAUAUCGUCCUGAUCGAACUGGAACCGGCACGCUUGCAAUUCCUUUCCCUCCUCAACACAAAUACAGCUUAUCUCGCGCGGAUGGCUCGCUUGUGCUCCCUCUUCUGACCACAAAGCGCGUAUUCCUACGGGCUGUUGUUGCAGAGCUGCUAUGGUUCGUUGCCGGCGACACAAACGCAAAGACUUUACAAGACCAGAAUGUACGCAUCUGGGAUGGAAAUGGAUCCCGUGAAUAUCUUGACUCAGUUGGCCUGUCACAUCGAGCUGUCGGCGAUCUGGGACCUGUCUAUGGAUUUCAGUGGCGACAUUUCGGAGCGGAAUAUGAGACUUGCGGUACCGACUACACCGGCAAAGGUGUUGAUCAACUGGCAGAGGUGAUCGACAAGCUCAAAAACAAGCCUUAUGAUCGAAGGAUCAUUCUGUCCGCAUGGAAUCCCGCAGACUUGAAGAAAAUGGCCUUGCCGCCAUGUCAUAUGUUUGCUCAAUUCUACGUUGGCUUCCCGUCGUCUUCGCCUGUGAGGGAGGACGGGACUAAGAAAGGAACCCUACACACCCUGCUUUAUCAAAGGUCAAACGACAUGGGUCUCGGCGUGCCUUUCAAUAUUGCUUCGUAUGCGCUGCUAACGCACAUGAUUGCACGCGCGUGUGACCUUAUUCCGGGGAGCCUGACGCAUACGAUGGGCGAUGCCCAUGUGUACAAGGACCACUGUGAAGCGCUGGAGCAACAGAUCACAAGAGAGCCGCGAGACUUUCCAACAUUGGAGCUGACCCGGGAACCGUGUUGCAGCAUUGACGGCUGGACCGUAGAGGAUUUCAAGGUCACGGGAUACGAGCCACACAAGAGUAUUGCGAUGAAAAUGAGCGUUUGA
Dissoconium aciculare CBS 342.82 is the source of this 963-nucleotide messenger RNA. Its product is annotated as thymidylate synthase. Lineage: Eukaryota; Fungi; Ascomycota; Dothideomycetes; Mycosphaerellales; Dissoconiaceae. The coding region runs from base 1 to 963 and encodes 320 amino acids. Gene Ontology annotation, molecular function: thymidylate synthase activity. Gene Ontology annotation, cellular component: cytosol; mitochondrion. The transcript has 2 exons. The record is from RefSeq and is a predicted model, not a curated record. Gene Ontology annotation, biological process: dTMP biosynthetic process.